AAUUAUUUCAUGUAAUAUUUUUGAUAUUCGAUUCUUUUAACAUUUUUUAGAUCUACGCAUGCCCGCUGACUGAAAUUCCAAUCGACGAUCGAUCUAUGCCGCUUUCAUUUCUGUCAGAUUCCUUGGGGGGUGUACGUAAAGUUCCGGGAUCGGUUGACGACAGAAAUAUAACUUUAAAUUUAAUAAUUUUAGUUAAAAAGUGAAGUGGUGAAAAGGGCCAUCAACAUGGGGUCGUUGUUCCGCAGUGCGGAGAUGACACUUUGUCAACUUUUUCUUCAGAGUGAAGCGGCCUAUGCUUGUGUGUCCGAGUUGGGUGAACUAGGACUUGUCCAAUUUCGAGACUUAAAUCCGGAUGUCAAUGUGUUUCAAAGAAAAUUUGUUAAUGAAGUCCGAAGAUGUGAUGAAAUGGAAAGGAAGCUACGCUAUCUGGAGAAGGAAAUCAAGAAGGAUGGUAUUCCGAUGUUGGAUACUGGUGAAAAUCCUGAAGCACCACAACCCAGGGAAAUGAUAGAUUUAGAGGCUACAUUUGAAAAACUAGAAAAUGAACUUCGCGAAGUCAACCAGAAUGCCGAAGCUCUAAAAAAGAAUUUCCUUGAGCUGACAGAGUUAAAACAGAUCCUGAGAAAGACUCAAGUGUUUUUCGAUGAGCACGAGGGGGGCACUAAUCCCACCGAAUCUAUGACCAGGGCGCUGAUAAGCGAAGACGCUAUCGCGAGGCAAAGCGGCCCCGUCCAGCUAGGUUUUUCAGAGAAGCAUUAUGACCCAGAGGAGUACUAUCCAUGCUUUGUCGCCGGAGUGAUCCUGAGGGAGAGGAUUCCCGCUUUCGAACGGAUGUUAUGGAGGGCGUGCCGUGGCAAUGUGUUCCUGCGUCAAGCCGAGAUCGAGACACCAUUGGAAGACCCAUCAACGGGCGACCAAGUUUACAAGUCCGUCUUCAUAAUCUUCUUCCAAGGUGACCAACUAAAGACUCGCGUAAAGAAAAUUUGCGAAGGUUUUAGAGCCACUCUGUAUCCUUGUCCUGAAGCCCCAGCUGAUCGCAGGGAGAUGGCCAUGGGCGUCAUGACACGCAUUGAAGACCUUAACACAGUUUUAGGUCAAACCCAAGAUCACAGACAUAGGGUAUUAGUAGCUGCCGCAAAGAAUAUCAAAAACUGGUUUGUAAAAGUCAGGAAGAUCAAAGCUAUCUAUCACACCCUCAACUUGUUCAAUCUGGACGUAACACAAAAAUGUCUGAUAGCUGAGUGCUGGGUUCCAGUGCUGGACUUGGAGAACAUUCAGCUGGCUUUAAGAAGAGGAACUGAACGAAGUGGUAGUUCUGUGCCACCCAUCUUGAACCGCAUGGACACGCCCGAGGAUCCGCCCACCUACAAUCACACCAACAAGUUCACCUCGGGUUUCCAGGUGUUGUACGACGCCUACGGUAUCGCCUCCUACCGGGAAAUGAACCCAACUCCCUACACCAUCAUCACUUUCCCGUUCUUGUUCGCCGUGAUGUUCGGCGACUUGGGACACGGCUCUCUAAUGACGGUCUUCGCGGCCUGGAUGGUCCUGAAGGAAAAGCCGCUGCAGGCGCAAAAAUCAGAUAACGAGAUUUGGAACAUAUUUUUCGGUGGACGGUACAUCAUACUUCUAAUGGGUCUGUUUUCCAUGUACACUGGACUAAUAUACAAUGACGCUUUUGGAAAAUCUCUAAAUAUAUUUGGAUCUAGUUGGCGAGUUUCAAAUUACAAUUAUAACUAUACUCAGUCUGUUACUGAUAUUAUGUUAGAUCCAGCUUCAGAGGACUACAUAGGUUAUCCAUAUCCUCUGGGUAUGGAUCCUGUUUGGCAGCUGUCAAAGAACAAAAUUAUUUUUCAAAAUUCGUUUAAGAUGAAAAUUUCCAUCAUUCUUGGAGUUACCCACAUGUUGUUUGGUGUUGCUAUAAGUUUCUUCAAUCAUACAUACUUCAAGAACAGGCUUAGCAUUAUUUGUGAGUUCAUUCCUCAAGUUAUAUUUUUGGUAGCGUUGUUCUUCUAUAUGGUUAUCUUAAUGUUUAUUAAAUGGACGAAAUAUUACGCUACACUAACGGAUACGCCUUUGGGUCCAAGAUGCGCACCUUCUGUAUUGAUAUCCUUCAUUAACAUGGUGUUGGUGAAAGACACGCCCUACGAGGCAGUCUGCGAAACGCCCUACAUGUACGCCGGUCAGGGCGGUAUUCAGAUGUUUUUGCUUUUGUGCGCGUUCGUUUGUAUCCCUUGGAUCUUGCUGGCCAAACCGAUCAUGAUCAUGAGAAGCAGAAAAGAAACCAGCCAAUAUUCGGUUACUCACAAUCAAUUAAACUCUGCCACUGAGAACGGUGACGCCGAACAACCUAUUCAUAACAACACUUCCCAGCCGCCUGCAGCCGCCCACGGUGGUGAUGGACACGACGAAGAGCCCAUGGGUGAGAUCUUUAUCCAUCAGGGCAUCCACACCAUCGAAUACGUCCUAGGAUCUGUCUCGCAUACCGCGUCUUACCUUCGUUUGUGGGCUUUGUCUUUAGCUCACUCUCAACUCUCUGAAGUACUGUGGAGCAUGGUACUGAACAAGGGAUUGACCGUCGACGGUUGGACCGGCGGAGUGGCAUUGUACAUUAUCUUCACCAUUUGGGCGUCGCUCACUGUCUCUAUUCUAGUCCUUAUGGAGGGUCUGUCAGCUUUCCUGCACACACUCCGUCUUCAUUGGGUCGAGUUCUGUACCAAAUUUUAUUCUGGAAACGGAUAUGCCUUCCAGCCAUUCUCAUUCGAACUCAUUCUCGAUUCAGCUUCUCAAUCCAAGGAAGAAUAAGAUAGUUAAUGUUAAUAAUUUAUAAUAUCGUUUUUCGUCUUAACGCAUGUAUGAAGUUUAAGUUUAAUAAACCAUUUUUAACAUGUUAUUACUUUUGACAAUUAUUACUCUUAACUAUUUUCAGUGGCUCAUUAUAGUUACAGCUAGCAAGUGCUGUACUUAAAUAUAACUGAUAAUUAUUAAAAUUCGUGAUGUGUAAUUCUAUAUAGAGUUGAAUGCGCUUUUGUAUGUAGGGCUUAAAAAAAUAUAUGCGUGCAGUAGGCAUAUGACAAAAUUGUUAUAGGUUUAUAUCUGAAAUUUUUCAAACUAUUUUUGAUUUAUGAAACGCAUGCAGAUUUUAAAAUAUCUAUAGGCACUUAUAAAAUGCGAAAUGAUUAGAUCCAGUUUGGAAACUUCCAAGAAACAAUCCUAUUAGAACUUGAAUAUUUGACAGAAUAUUUAUUUCUAUGUGAAUUUUUAAAAAAGCGCAUAUAUUUAUAUUAAUUGGCAUGUUAAAAAUAUCUGAAAAUGUAUUCAUAUAAAGAAAAUAUAAAUGCUUA
Molecule: messenger RNA, 3344 nt
Organism: Sitophilus oryzae (rice weevil)
Lineage: Eukaryota; Metazoa; Arthropoda; Insecta; Coleoptera; Curculionidae
Gene: Vha100-1
Product: V-type proton ATPase 116 kDa subunit a
Exons: 16
Coding region: 226-2805 (859 amino acids)
Biological process (GO): proton transmembrane transport; vacuolar acidification
Cellular component (GO): vacuolar proton-transporting V-type ATPase complex; vacuolar proton-transporting V-type ATPase, V0 domain; plasma membrane
Molecular function (GO): proton-transporting ATPase activity, rotational mechanism; ATPase binding
Source: RefSeq, a predicted model, not a curated record